AUGCCAUUGGCUAAUGAUAUAAAUUAGGUCACUUCUAAUUUACUUUUCAAAAUCUUCCGGUCAGAUUUGCCUUUAAAUAAAGAGUUCCCCUAAAGUCAAUUUUACAGGGGAACAUCAGAUGUAGCUCUAAUGGUUCCUGAAGAAGUAAUGGAACAUAACUUUACAACUAUGUCAUUUAUUGGAUCGCAUUAAGGUCACAUAUUAAUAUUUAUUAUCGUUUUUUUAACAAUGAAUUAAUUCUUACUUUCCUUAUUGAUUGUCACUACUCUAUGUGGCUAAUAGUAAGGUAGUUUCCUAUAAGAGAAACAAGAUAACCAAAUAUUCACCAUAAAAUUAAAGGAGACUUAAAAAAUUGUAAGUUAUCCAAUUCGAAUCAUAGGUGACAGCUAAAGAAAUGUAUGAUUUUCUAUCAACUAAACAAACUUAUUUUCGCUAACAUACUCCUAUUGACAUAUAGGAAAUAGAAUUUGGAGGAUAUGUUCCUAAACUACAAUAAAAUGAUGAAAGGAGGAAGACUUCUCUGAAAUUACACAAUUUCAGAAAUACUUAAUUCACUGGGCCUAUAACAGUAGGAGAUUAGGAAUUCUAAGUGAUCUUUGACACCGGUUCUGCAAACUUUUGGAUCGACUCUGCUAAAUGUAAGAAUGAAGGAUGCAGAUAGCAUACCCAAUAUCAACCAAGUUUUAGAUCGAAGCAUUUGGGAUAUGCUCUGAAUGUUGAAUUUGGUACUGGAGAUUUGAAUGGGGAAAUUAAUUCAGAUUUUGUUCGCUUAGGAGAAAUAGAGGUUGAAGACUAAAAUAUCGCUGAAAUAAUUGAAGAAAAUGGUUCAGUUUUUUAAAAUGUAUAAAAGUUAUAUAAAUGUAAAGUCAGGUUUUGAUGGCAUAGUAGGUUUGGGCUAUCCCAGUAUGGCAGCCUAUAACUUUAACCCAUUGUUUGACAACAUAAUGCAAGAGAAGAAAUUGAAAUCUAACCAAUUCUCAUUUUAUAUGAGUAAUUAAGUCAAUAGCUACGAAUCCUAGAUUACUUUUGGUGGCUAUGAUGCUACAAAAAUUGAUGGGGAAGUUCAUUAUCAUCCAGUCAUUGAUAAAUACUAUUGGAUGAUAUAGGCUGACAACAUAUUGGUUAACGGCAAAGAUGAGGGAUUCUGUCCUAAAGGUUGUAAAGUGGUAGCUGACACUGGCACUUCAUUAAUCACAGGUCCUUUUGAAGAUUUGAUCAAGCUCUUGGGUAAUUUGAAGGUUAUAUAUUUAGAGUUAACGAAUAUUAAUGACGAUUGUUCAAAUUUGAAUGAGUUACCUAAAUUGACAUUUAGAAUUGGCGGAGUUGAUUAUGACUUAGAUUCUAAAGAUUAUAUUAUGGAAUUGAGAGAUGAUGGUACAGAAAUACCUCUAAAUAAUGAUGUUUCAGCUUCAGCGUUUAUUCAAGGAACUUCUAGUAGAUGCAUAGGAGCAUUCAUGCCUUUGGAUAUACCAGAUCCACAAGGACCUGCAUGGAUAUUGGGAGACAUUUUUUUGACCAAAUACUUAAGUAUUUAUGAUAGAGAUACAAAUAUGGUUGGAUUUGGAAAGGCCAAACAUUGA
Molecule: messenger RNA, 1580 nt
Organism: Paramecium octaurelia
Lineage: Eukaryota; Ciliophora; Oligohymenophorea; Peniculida; Parameciidae
Source: the annotation of a GenBank genome assembly